CGUCAGCAAGAUGAGGACUUCCCUUACAGCAAACGGGACACCCUGACCUUUGCCCGCCCAUGGACCUUUAAAACCCAGCGUUUUACCCUCGAUUGCAACCUAUAAUUUCCUUCCUGAUCUGUUGUUUUCUCUCUACCCACUACUGCUAUCAUGGCGAGACCUUCGCGCGCAAACGCUUCCCAAGCUGUGACCCAUGCCAGACGGGUCCAGGUAAACCCAGAAAAUGGCCCUUCGCGAACUGCGCGUGCCCUCCAACGGCCAUCAACGGUGGCACAAACACGAUCUCCUCGUGGCACCGGAAAGAACUCAUCCCCAAAUCUGGAAGCUACUCAUGCAGAAUGCUUCCGGACAAUAGAGGAACUUGAACGCGAAAAUCAAGACUUGCGGGCGCGACUCCAGGAAGCACAGAACUCUGAGCAUUCUGACAGACUGAACGCUAUUAUGCAGCAGAUGCAUGGAGCUAUCAAUAACUGUCAACAGCAACUAUGGGACCUGGACGGUGCCUCCGCUCUGCCAGAUGCUACUGAACUUGGCAAUAUGUGGACAAACCAGGAGGGUAUGGGUGACAUGGAGGAUCCGAAUUUAUCAACCGAAGAUAUGAUGAACUUAACCACACUGUAA
Aspergillus melleus is the source of this 621-nucleotide messenger RNA. RefSeq lists its product as uncharacterized. The transcript has 2 exons. Lineage: Eukaryota; Fungi; Ascomycota; Eurotiomycetes; Eurotiales; Aspergillaceae. The record is from RefSeq and is a predicted model, not a curated record. Bases 151 to 621 code for a protein of 156 amino acids.